This is a messenger RNA of Pseudoliparis swirei, 5176 nucleotides long. RefSeq names its product sema domain, immunoglobulin domain (Ig), transmembrane domain (TM) and short cytoplasmic domain, (semaphorin) 4Ba (gene sema4ba). The record is from RefSeq and is a predicted model, not a curated record. Gene Ontology annotation, molecular function: semaphorin receptor binding; chemorepellent activity. Bases 145 to 2655 code for a protein of 836 amino acids. Gene Ontology annotation, biological process: negative chemotaxis; neural crest cell migration; axon guidance. The transcript has 14 exons. Lineage: Eukaryota; Metazoa; Chordata; Actinopteri; Perciformes; Liparidae.
CCUUGAGCUGCGGAAAGAGAGAGAGAGAGAGAGAAAGAGAGAGAAAGAGAAGAAAUAAACACAACUUUAAAAAGACAUUAUUCAUGAAUUCCCCAAAAACCUGAAAGGCAAAUACUGCACGUUGGCUGGCGGUCCUGAGGAGGCAUGUGGACAAUGAGUAUGGCUUGGCUCUGUCUCACGGCCUACACUGUCUUCCUUGUUGGUUGCUUUCAUACAGCGGUCACGGAAAGCGAUGUCACUCCACGCCUCACCUUCUCCUACAAUGCGAAGGAGAGGACAACCAGACGUUUCUCAGUCAGUGGAGUCUUCAACUUCACCUCUCUUCUCCUCAGUAAAGAAGACAACGCGCUGUACGUUGGCGCUCGGGAGAUCCUCUUUGCUCUCAACCUCGCUGACGUCAGUGCCGUCAAGCUCCAACGAAAUUUCACGUGGAAAACUCCAGGGAGGAAGAGAGACGAGUGCAGUUUCAAAGGCAAAGACCUGCAGACGGAUUGCUUCAACUACAUCAAGAUUUUACUCCGGAUGAACAGCACUCAUCUGUAUGUGUGUGGAACAUACGCCUUCAGCCCCACAUGUGCUUACAUCAAAACUGCAGACUUCUCCCUGGUCAAGGAUGAUAGUGGUGAGAUUGUUACAGAAGAUGGACGCAGCCGCUGUCCCUUCAACCCUGAGUACAAGUCCACUGCUAUCAUAGCGGAUGGAGAGCUGUAUGCCGGUACAGUCAGUAAUUUCCAAGGAAAUGAACCCAUCAUUUAUAAGAGUCUCAGCCAAGGAACCGCUCUAAAAACCGAAAACUCACUCAACUGGCUUCAAGACCCGGCCUUUGUUGGCUCUGCGUACAUACAGGAGAGCCUGCCCAAGGGCAACCUAGUGGGCGAUGACGAUAAGAUUUACUUCUUCUUCAGUGAAGCAGGAAAGGAGUUUGAUUUCUUUGACAACACCAUUGUGUCCCGCAUUGCUCGCGUGUGUAAGGGUGACAUGGGAGGAGAGAGGGUUCUGCAGAAGAAAUGGACGACCUUGCUGAAGGCUCAACUCUUGUGCUCUCUGCCUGAUGAUGGCUUCCCUUUCAACAUAAUACAAGACAUGUUUGUGCUGACACCCAGCCCCGAAGACUGGAAGAACGCUGUGUUUUAUGGAGUCUUCACGUCUCAGUGGUAUAAGGGUGCUUCAGGAAGCUCUGCAGUGUGUUCCUUCACUAUGGACCAGGUGGAAAAGGCGUUCAAUGGGCGGUACCGUGAGGUCAACAGAGAGACUCAACAGUGGUACACAUACAACCAUCCGGUCCCAGAGCCUCGGCCUGGUGUGUGUAUCACAAAUGCUGCCAGGGAACAGGGCAUCUCCUCCUCGCUGCACAUGCCGGACAAGGUGCUGAAUUUUGUCAAAGACCACUUCCUGAUGGACAGCGUGAUCCGCAGCCAGCCUCUCCUGCUCAAGCAAAAUGUUCGCUACACGCAGAUCGCUGUCCAUCGAGUCCAGGCAGCGAAAAAAGCCUAUAAUGUGAUCUUCAUUGGCACCGAUGAUGGGAGACUCCAUAAAGCCAUCAAUGUCAACAACAAGAUGCACAUCAUUGAGGAGAUGGUUCUCUUCCGUGAUUCCCAACCAGUGCAACACAUCGAGCUGGACACUGAAAAGGGUCAGCUUUAUGUUUCCUCUUUCUCUGAACUGGCGGCGGUCCCAGUUGCUAACUGCACUAAUUAUCAGAGUUGUGGGGAGUGCAUCCUAUCGAGGGAUCCUUACUGUGCUUGGAACGGGAGGCAGUGUGUGGAUAUCAGACAGGCUCCACCAAGCAGUGCCUUGCAGCAGGAUAUAGAUGAAGCUAACACAUCAGCUAUCUGCAACACACCAGUGCCAGGCCCACGGUUUGCUAAACCUCCACCUACACGAAUGCCUUCAUGCCAGGUGAUCAUUAUCCCAGCCAACACGUUCAAAGUACUCCCUUGCAAGCUGCGCUCUAAUUUGGCUGUAAGGAGUUGGGAGUUCAGUGAGAGUGCAGGUCACUUCCAUUACCCCAGCCCAGAGGGGGGAUUGGUAGUGGUAGCUCAAGCUGACAGGCAGGAAACCUACGAGUGCUGGUCAGUGGAGGAAGGCUUCAGACAGCUGCUGGCUAACUACUGUGUGAGGGGCGAGGCCAAGCGCGAGAGCACCACCCUGAGAGGCCGCUCACGUACGCCACAGGUCUCCCAAGAGGAGUUUAUCAUCCUGCCAGGAGAGGCCCGCUCACCGCAGAUCAACACGAAGACCUACUGGAACGAACUGAUUGUGGUGUGUUCCCUGCUGGCGUUUUCCCUGGUGGUCUUCUCUCUAUUUGUGGUCUACAGGAACCACGACGACAUGAAGUCCAUGCUCAAGGAGGGCGAGUGUCCCAACAUGCAGCAGAAGAAGCCCAGAAUAGUGGGCAAACCGGCUGAGAACCUGCCGCUAAACGGCAACGCGGUCCCGGCGUCAGCGUCGGAUCACAAGGGCUACCAGACCCUUAACGACAACUACAUCUGCGGCACGCCCCCGCACGAGUGCUCAUCGCCCGACAACAGCAAGAGCUUCUCAGAAUCAGAGAAGAGGCCUCUGAACUUGAAAGAGAGUCAUGUGGAGAUUUCUCCCACUUGCCCACGGCCAAGAGUCCGACUGGGCUCCGAGAUUAAAGACUCCAUAGUGUGAGGGCCGCUUUGUGUUGUGUGGAGGGACUCAUUUUAAACUGGAAGGAAGGAGUGCACUUGCUGAGAGAGACAAUGAGGGGAAACUGAGGAUCAUUCGACUCCUCACGGAGAGACAUUUCAUGACACAGAUUUUGCACUUUUUGUUCUGUUCCUGUGGUCCAUGUUCAUUUCAUUUAAGUGUCCUCUCCCUCUUUUUCAAGUGCAUUUGAAGCACACUGACGAAGUGCCAGUUUGCCUUCAGACUUUUGAUGCUUUCACUACGGCUCACAGGAAUGUAACAAGCGAAGAGGCGACGUCGCGACUAAAAUUCAGUGAUUUCAUUUCAUUGCCAUUCAGUCCGUCCACAUAAUCUGCUGGUGAUGCUUUGAAAGGCAGAGUGAUAUUCAAACAUGUUCCCACUAAUGACUCAUAGUGUUUAAUGUUUUAUUUGCAUUCUGUCACCUGGUAGGAGCCUAUCCUUCGCUGAGGCUAUGCACUAUGUACUGUACUGUAGCAAGGUAAACACUCACACCAGAAUAUACAUGAACAGUGGCAGACGGGAAAGAAAAAAAUGUCCUGUCGUAGUUUUUUUAGAUAGCCAGUGUGCAUUCACAGGAGUAUACUCAUUAUUUAGGCUUGAAUAUAACAUGGCAACAGAGUAAUAAUUAAGAGUAGAAGAGUUGUUCUAAGAGACUGAAAAGGUUUAUACAAAUAAAAUCAAUUAUUUAUAAAGCAAACAAGUCACAGUGGAAGUCACAGUGGGAACAUUGUAGUCACCUCAACCACCGCACACCAAAAACAUAAAUAUAUUUAUAGUCAGAAAUUAAGACAUGUUGUACUAUGUGUUUAAGUAUUGGUAUUAUCUGUGGAAACAAAUAUUCCUUUGUGGAAGACUAACUUUCAACGGGGUUUCCUUUCACCAAAUGUGAUCACGGGAAAGAUCUCGUUCCAGGUAUUACCAUGCUGUUCUUCAUGAUAUAUGCAGUCUAUGCAAAGCAAAUAAUGUGAAGUGGCGUGAACACCGAGACAACGUCACCUCCAGAAUGAGUUAACACAAAGGUGACGGCGCUGUUAAUUACUUUAGGAUCGCCUGGCACUGCAAACACACACCCACAAACACACACACACACACACACACACACACACAAACACACAGACUCAUGCAUUCAUUACACUAACUCUAGGUAUGCAAGAGAUUUGAGCUAUUUUGGUGUAUUUUAGUGCAGAAUAUCGCCCACAUUUUUCAUAUUCUUUAAUUUUACAAAUAACUAUCACUAUUCUCAAAGGGAAAAUAAUAAUAAUACAUAUUUAAAUAAUACACCUAUUCAUAAUCUGCUUUAAAUAACACAUCUGUACAGCCUCAACCUUUCUUUACAUAUUAAUUGAGUGUUAAUGAAUGGAAGAAAAAUGGCUUCUGCUUGCUUAAAUGGUUUAAAAGGCAACCAUAAAAGCAAUAAUUUUCAUUCUCAUCCAAUAAUAAACAUUAGAAUUGUGCAUUUUCUUGAUUAGUCAUUUAGCUUAUACAGAACUAAUGAAUUAUAAACCAUAUGACCCAACUAAUUUGUGAUUUAGAUGUUGGAGUAACUUGAAAGCAUUUUUCUACAAUAGCAAAAUUAGAAUUUCACAAAAAUGCAGAAAGGCGUUCUGCUUGACUCAGAAUGCAUACGAUUUGCACAAGAUGUUGAAACGCCUUAGUAUGUUGCAGGUUAUGGGUUUGAUAACAAAUCUGAAACGGAUAAUGCCUUCUGAAACAAUAAUCAAGAGAUGUGCCUCUUGGAAUGAUGAACUAACCAGGUAGUAGUGCUGUAGAGUGGAAUGCAACACUGUAGGUGUGACAGGCUGGCGAUGUGCAGACACAAGAGAGGACACAUUGAAUAUGUGUGAUUUAAUACGGUCAUGCUUGUACAGUUUGUGCUCAUGAGGUGUUUUUAUUUUAAUUUUAUUUUUUGUCACGGUGGCUUCAACUUUAGUCGGGGACUCAAUUUUAUUCUAAAACUGUAGCACAUGAAUAACCACUGGCUGAUUAAAAAUAUAUUGAGUAUUAUGUUACAUUUCUUGUAAAUGGCACAGCAAAAAUUACUCAAAGACUGGUCAACUAUAACGAUUCAUGCUUAGACUGUUAUUUAAAAACAAACACAUGGCAGCUUUUGGUGAAGUGACUGUCGUCAGAACAAUAGAAAAUUGCAGAACAAAUACAAAGUGGCAGUGACUUAGUAUUAAUGUGAAGGUACUGAACAUGCUUUUAUUGAAUACAAGCCUAAACUAUUAAUGCCACAGUGAAAGUAUCGUCUGCUAUCUCUUAAUUAACCACAAUAGUCUGGCCUUUUAUUUGUGACCGUAAGAUCGCUCAGACUCUUGUCAACAUGUAAGUAAAACUUUUUUUUUAGUGUAAAAUUGUUUUGUAAAUUCAGCUGCCAAUGUAAAAAUAUUGUGAAUUGUAUUUUUUUGUAUCAUACAUCACUACUGUUUGUUUUUUCUUUUUUGUAUUGUAUAUAAAAAGCACUUUAUUUUAAUUUUUCAAAUAAAGAUCAAAUGGAUCAUUA